Messenger RNA from Parasteatoda tepidariorum (common house spider), 383 nucleotides. RefSeq lists its product as uncharacterized. Gene Ontology annotation, cellular component: membrane. NCBI's taxonomy places the organism in Eukaryota, Metazoa, Arthropoda, Arachnida, Araneae, Theridiidae. Gene Ontology annotation, molecular function: protein xylosyltransferase activity. The record is from RefSeq and is a predicted model, not a curated record. Gene Ontology annotation, biological process: chondroitin sulfate proteoglycan biosynthetic process; heparan sulfate proteoglycan biosynthetic process.
AUUUCUGUGUUGCAAUCUAUCUAUAAAGAUCAUUUUCUGUAUGCAGUUCAUAUUGACAAAGAAGAACAAUUGAGAGAGGAAUUAGAAAGUCAGAUAGAAAAAUCUUUCCCUACCAGGCACAACAUAAUUCUUCUUCCCACGGAAAGUUCUUAUUCCACUACUUAUGAUUCCUAUGAAACUGUUAGAGCCAAAAUGGAGGCAUAUGUAAAUCUUUUGCAUCUUGGUAUAUGGGAUUUCGUUGUCACUUUAAGCGAGGAUGACGUUCUACUCAGAAAUAUAGAUGAUUUAGCCAUAGCCUUAGCCCCCUAUCGAGGUAUGUGUCUUAUUAAUCAAAAUACUUGGGGUGGAAAGCGAAAAACAGUGACUGUCGAACUUUUUCAGAG